ACGUCAGUCUGGAAGAAGAAGAGGAUGGGCAGAAGGGCGGUGCUAGAUAGGUAAAGGUGAGCUUGUGUGGCGCCUACUAUUCGGGAAAGCGUUCCGGCUUUUUGUUGACUCCUUUGUUGCACCAUUUUGAGCCGAUUGUAAUAAUCAAAAUGGUGAAGGCAGAAAAGGAAAUAGCCAACCGGCCUGACAACACAGCCUUCACUCAGCAGAGGCUUCCUGCAUGGCAGCCCAUGCUCUCUGCUGGCAUUGUCAUCCCAGGUUUUGUCCUCAUCGGCCUGGCAUUCAUUGGCAUUGGCGUUGCUCUCUUUGUCACUUCACGGAGCAUCGAGGUGUUGGAGAUCGACUACACUGGUGAGGACAAAAAUUCCCCAUGCUUCAAGUGCUCAGACCAAGAUGUCAAGAACUGUGUGUGCAACCUGGAAUUCUCCCUUGACAGUCUCUUUGAGGGACCCGUGUUCUUUUAUUAUGGUUUGUCAAACUACUUCCAGAAUUACAGGAAGUAUGCUGCGUCCAGAGAUGAUGACCAGCUGUCUGGGGACUUGGAUGCUUUUACCAGUCCCAGUGACAGCUGUUCACCCUUUGAUUUGAAUGGCAACGAUAAGCCAAUUGUACCCUGUGGAGCAAUAGCAAACAGCAUGUUCAAUGACACUUUCGUGCUGUAUAGGGUUGUCAAUGGUGUAAAGAAGCUGGUGCCCUUGGAUGGAAAAGGGAUUGCUUGGUGGACAGACUACAAUGUCAAGUACCGAAACCCCACUGUGACACCUCUGAAGAAUGCUUUCAACGGUACUGUCAAACCCAUAUCUUGGCCCAAGCCCGCUUACCAGUUGGACACCUCAGACCCUGCUAACAACGGCUUCAUCAAUCAAGAUUUCCUGGUGUGGAUGAGGAGAGCUGCCCUGCCAGAUUUCAGAAAGCUGUAUCGACGAAUCACCGAGGGGGAAUAUGAAAAGGGUCUGCCAGCUGGAAACUACAGUCUUAAAAUCGCCUACAACUAUCCAGUUCUGAGCUUCCAUGGGACAAAGAAGGUGGUGUUCAGCAACGUGUCCUGGAUGGGUGGAAAGAAUGAGUUCCUCGGCAUUGCCUACCUUGUAGUUGGUUCAUUGUGCGUCUUGAUGUCCAUAGUCAUGCUCAUUGUCUAUGCUAAAUUCAAGUUUCCUGAGGAUGACUGAGUGCCUGGAGGCUGCAAUGAUUUAUCUACCUGAUCAACAUUUUUCCCUUUUUACUCAAUGGUUUUAGGAAAGCGCAGUGCUCACUAAAAAGUUGGAGCAUAAAGUUGUGCUGCACAUUAAGAUGUAUCUUUAGGAGAAGAACUCUUGUGUAAUUUUGAGGCAAGCCUUGACACUGGAAUUUCCCUAUGACUGCAAAAAUAUAAUGAAUUCCGAUAUGGUUAAAUCUUAAAUAUUAAGCUAAAAACAAUGCAAAGUCAGCUACCCUUCAUUAAAGGUUAACGAGCUGAAAGGGGUCGGUUCUUCGUUGUUACUUAAUGAGCUGCCUCCUCAUUUUAGGUCAGUAACAAUAUAUUAAAGCCAUAAACUGUUUGAUAAGCCAUAUGAUACAGACAAGAAUGUAUACUGGAAUAUGUGAAAGAUGGGAUGUUUAGCUUAGAAAUAAUGCUGUUAAUUGUGGGAAUAUUAACUCAGGUAUCUGGUGCACAGACUAUGCAAGCUCAUGUUUUAACUCUUGUGAUUUCUUAGAUUUUACUUCAUGUUGAUAUUUAUUUAAUAAAAUGUCUUUAAAACAA
This is a messenger RNA of Eleginops maclovinus (Patagonian blennie), 1741 nucleotides long. RefSeq names its product transmembrane protein 30B (gene tmem30b). The transcript is spliced from 8 exons. NCBI's taxonomy places the organism in Eukaryota, Metazoa, Chordata, Actinopteri, Perciformes, Eleginopidae. The record is from RefSeq and is a predicted model, not a curated record. The coding region runs from base 150 to 1169 and encodes 339 amino acids. Gene Ontology annotation, cellular component: Golgi apparatus; endoplasmic reticulum; plasma membrane.